AUGACCACCAUCCCGGCGUUGUCCACGGGCUUGAUCCAGAAGCACCAAGCCACCAAGGGGACCAAGACGACCAAGGCAUCAAGCAAAUCCAAGCACCAUGCCCACAGUCUGAAGCAAAAGGUCAAGAUGAGAAAGGCACAUCGUAAGGCCCACGCCGCGGCCCACGCCCAAAAGGCCCUCAGCCAGCACGGCCAGCACGCGAAGCACACGAAGCACACGAAGCACCAACAUGGCCAAUGGAAGGCACCGAGUUUUCUUCAACUCUCAGAGGAUGAGCACGAAGAGCUGUCCAAAGUGGACCUUGACCUGCGAAAGUUGCAGGAGAGUAUCAAGAAGCAGAUCGAUAUGGCAGACCAACAGGCGGAUGCUGCGGACGCAGCCUCGGGAAUGCUGAGCCACCUGGUCCCCGCCACGAGUUUGUUGCAACUGUCG
Molecule: messenger RNA, 432 nt
Organism: Cladocopium goreaui
Lineage: Eukaryota; Dinophyceae; Suessiales; Symbiodiniaceae
Source: the annotation of a GenBank genome assembly